Symbiodinium natans is the source of this 3675-nucleotide messenger RNA. The record is from the annotation of a GenBank genome assembly. NCBI's taxonomy places the organism in Eukaryota, Dinophyceae, Suessiales, Symbiodiniaceae.
AUGCCUGGGCAACAAGCUGGCAAUGCCAUCGCUGACGUCCUCUUUGGCAGCGUCAAUCCUUCUGGCAAGCUACCUUUGACGUUUCCGAACAGUGACAACGAGACCCAGUUCUCACCUGCGCAGUACCCGGGAAUUCCUGAUCCAAAAGCUCCAGCCUAUGCCUACUACACAGUUUUACGAAGCGCAUCAGUUGGAAUUCACGACAGGUACAGCUCGUUGGACAUUCAAGACGACUUCCGUGGAGGUUUCCAAGAUGCCGUUUCCGGGGCUCGGAAGCUCUCUCUACCACAUGUUCGUUGCUGUGAAGCUGCAGGAAAGAGCGUGACCUUUGUGAUCAAGAACACCGGGACACGUCCUGGAGCAGAGGCAAGCGCUUGCAUGCUUGUGAAUGUUGGAAUCGUGCAGCUUGAGGUGGCGCAACUUUACCUCGAGUUCCCUCCUUCCGCGGGAGAGCCCUUCCAACUGAAAGGCUUUUUUGUAUUGCAACUGGAGGGGCAUGCCUUCAUUGUUCUGCUUGCAAAUGGCUGUGGAUGCAACUCGAAACACGACAGAUGGAAAGGAGAUGCGGGCCCGCUCAUUCUCGGAUCAUUCUGUUUGCGAGCCCCUACUUCCCUCAGAAUAGAACCUAUCCAGAAAGCCACAGAUUCCUAUGCCUUAUCGUGGAACCACGAAAUGCUGGACAGCUGCAGCCGGCAGCAACUAGCGGGCAUCAGCAACAGCAUAGCGAAGAAGGAAGAUGGAUAUGGCAGCCAAGUGGGCAGCAUGGCGGGUGGAGCGCUCCAUCGCCGCAAACAGAUCAUGUGCAGUCCGGGCAAGGACAUGAGCAAUGGAAGAAAGAUUGGUGGAUGGACUUGGCAACCGAAUGCUCGGUUGCUGAUCAAGCUGGCGAAAGAACAGAAGGAGGAUCAGCGUGAAAGUGACCUGGGAAGUUCUCGUAGCAAGGAGUUGGAACCUCUUGAACAUCUACGUAUCUUCACCGCACUCACUGACUUCUACAAGGAUUUUCGGCGAACAACAGGGCAAGAGUUCAUCGCAUAUGACAUGGAGUUUCGUACACAUUUCAAACGGCUUGAGGAGAUUGGGGCCAAGAUCGACGGGCUCAAUCAGGCCUAUUGGUUCCUGGAGAAGGCUGGCUUGUCGGCUGAUCUUCGUAAGCAAGUGGUGGCGGCAGCUGGCGGUGAGUAUGUGUACGAGAAGCUAAGGAAGGCGUUGAUGGCCAUUGUUCCAAAGGUGCAUGCCACGACGGAGGAUGACUACGAGAUGCCUGGCGAAGAUGAGUGUGAGGCCGCCAAGAAGAGAUCUGAGAUUGAGAAGGCCCGAGGAUUCUCCCGUAACAAGAGUCAGCAAGAGAGGGAAGCCCGCGUCAAGCAGAUGAAGGCCAAGAUGCCAUGUAGCGCGUGCAAGGCUCAUGGGAAGACGGCGUAUGGACAUUGGCGUAGCGAUCCCGAGUGUCCCUACCACAAGGCCCAUAAGGAUAAGAAGUCCCCGCAGUGGUGCAGGAAGAGCUUUCUGAUAGUGAUAGUGAUGACGAGGCAUUGGCUCCAGGAGGGGAAGCAGUCUUCAUGGCCACAAGAACAUCGGACGGUGGCUGGCCAGAAGUGGAUGACUCGUCACCUCAAGCACCUGCGAAGAUUGGGCGAGGACGCAUACAUUAUCGACGAGGAUGCUCCAUUGCUGCUCAGCAAGACCGCGCUCAAGGCACUGGGGGCAGUCAUGACGCGGAAAGAAGCUUGUCAAGAUGAUGUUCCACAAAACAUGAAACGUCGAAAGAAACGACAGAAUGAGUAUCAGGUUCAUGCGGUGUAUCAGCAGAAAACGAAGAGCCAGAACAAAUUGAAGAGGAUGAUGGAAAAGGAAAUUCCUUACAAUCAGAUCCCACAGAAUCAAAAGGGGUUGUAUCGGGAAGCGGAAGAGAAGGAGUGGCAGUCAUGGCUCGAUUAUGAUAGCUGCGAAAUCCUUUCUCUGGAAGAAAGCGCGAAGGUGGAAAAGGAUAGGCCCGAGAGAAUAUUGCCCAGUAGGUAUGUGUUCCGAAACAAGAAUGCUGGGUUGAAAGAUGGGAAUGGGGAGGAUUUGCCAGUUAAAGCUAAAGCUCGGUUGUGCAUACAGGGUCACCCUUGUCCCGACAGUAAAACUGGGCAGGUGCAAGUGGAUUCUCCCAUGGUGGAACGGGUGUCAACCAUGAUAUUCCUGCAUUUGGUCACUAGCAUGCAAUGGUUCCAGGAUUGGUAUAUCGGGGAUAUUUCCAACGCCUUGUUGCAGGGAGCACCCCUCACCGGGAAGCCUGAUGUGUUUACGCGACAGCCGAAACAAGGCCUUCGGGGUUUGCAAGAGGGACAACUUCUUAAACUUCUGAAACCAGUGUACGGGAGACCAGACGCGCCCCGUGCUUGGUAUGAUGAACUCUCGCGAGUCCUGGAGGAAGAAAUCGGUUCUAAACGAUGUCAGGUGGAUCCUGCCAUGUUUGCAUUACGAGAUUCCCGCGGAGUCUUGCAAGCACUGAUGAUUGUGCGCGUGGAUGACUUGAUGAUAGCGCAUAAUGGGAGUGCUGAGGGAGAGAGGGCUAUCCAGAGAUUGAGGGGAAGGUUUUCGUUUGGUGCGAGGAUGAAGGUUUGUGAGCAGUCAUCAGGUGUGAGCUACUGUGGUAAAGAAAUCAAGGUAGUUCAAAGAGAUGAUGAGACUUGCGUUGUCCUCAAUCAAAAUGCCUUCGUAGACGGGAGACUGCAGCCCAUGAAGAUAGACCCGAUCAGAUCAAAACAAAUGGAUCUGCCGGCGACCUCUGCUGAAGUCACGGACUAUCGGUCAGUGGUGGGAAGCUUACAAUGGUUGGUCACUCAGACACGUCCUGAUUUGGCUUUUGAGUGCAAUCAGCUUCAGAAGAGGAUAGCCGACUUGAGGGUGAGAGAUCUUCAUCGUGCUAACAAAGCAGUCAGGGAAGCGUCGCGAAGUCGUUUGGAGCUCCUCUUUAGACCUCUCGGACAUGAUGCUGAAAUAGUGGCCUAUCAUGAUGCGGGUUUGUGUAGUAGUCUUGGAGUUGAGCUUGACGAGCGACAGAGCGAAGAUCUGUUGCAGAAUGGCACUGAGAAGAGACUCAUCUACUCCCAGAAGGGCGCAUGCGUCGGGUUUGUCAAGAAAGGGAGCACUGAGCGACAUGACCGAGUGCAUUGCAAUCUCAUAGAUUGGAAGAGCGCCACGAACAGCAGAGUCAUCGAGUCCUCGUUUGCUGCGGAGACGCAUGCUGCGAUCAUGGGUCACAACAUGUCGAGAUUUGCUCAGGUCUUGCUUAGUGAAAUCAAGUAUGGUUCAGAUGUCAUAUCGGCCGUUGAAGACGACGGAUGGCAAGAUCUGUGCCCUGUCACUAUGGUUACGGAUUGUAAGAGCAUUUACGACACUGUUAGAAAGGACGGUCAACGUGUGGGAGAGAAAGGAAGCAUCGUCCACGCUGUGCUUUUGAGACAGCUCCUCACGACAAGAGGAGACAGCGGCAAGGCUCAGCUCAUGUGGGUCCCCACUAGGUGUCAGCUUGCUGACGGUUUGACCAAGGCGUCUAGGGGCGGGGAUAUAAGAGAACAGCUGAGCCUCGGCCUGCUUGUUCACGAAAAGGCCGUCAAGAGGGGCAAGACAUCAACAGGUCAGAGAGAUGGUCAUAGCAGUGUGAAAGAUGGCGUAGCAUCCUGA